This is a messenger RNA of Hevea brasiliensis (rubber tree), 1902 nucleotides long. Its product is annotated as trihelix transcription factor ASIL2-like. The record is from RefSeq and is a predicted model, not a curated record. The coding region runs from base 512 to 1606 and encodes 364 amino acids. Gene Ontology annotation, molecular function: transcription cis-regulatory region binding. NCBI's taxonomy places the organism in Eukaryota, Viridiplantae, Streptophyta, Magnoliopsida, Malpighiales, Euphorbiaceae. The transcript has a single exon. Gene Ontology annotation, cellular component: nucleus.
AUUUAAAUUUCCCCGCUCUUUCGUUUUAUUGAAAAGUCCCCAAAAAAUACGACGAUAUAUUACAGCAUCACCACAUUCUUGUACGGCGAGAGGGCAGUUUAGGCAAAUAACCACCACCGGAAACUGGCAGGCAGCUACUGUAGGCAUUUCCGUUAAUUCCAAUCAAAACCAUGGUGUUUUCCGUCAAUUCUAUUCCUCGGAUAAAGUUAACACGCUUAAACUACCAAGCCGGCUACUCUCCCCAUCACGCCGGUGACGGAAUUCACUACGCAUUCCCAAUCAUAUUCCUCCACCUCACCCCUUGCCCAACUUCUCUUCUCCACGUGUCCCCCUACGCUCUCUUUUUCAUAGCCCACCUUCUCCUUCUCCGUCAGCUCCCAAAAUUUUCCCGUCAACGUUUCUAAUAUAUACAGUCGCACGCACCUCCUUUCUCUUUGUUCUAUGUUUCUUUAUUUGCUCUUUUUAACUUGUAGUCGGAAUCAUCAGAUCUAAGCCGUUGAUUUUUGUCGCGAUGGACGAUGAUGAGGAGAUACAGUCACACACAUCGGCGGCCACCGGAUCUCCCUCGCCGUCUCCACCCAACGGGAGAAUUACGGUGACGGUGGCUGCUGCGCCUCCGUCUUCUCAUCCUCAACAGCAGAACAACAAUAGCUUAGCGCUAACUCUACCGAUCCAGCAGCCGAAGACCAACGGGGGCGGAAGAGAGGAUUGCUGGAGCGAAGGAGCGACGGCGGUGCUAAUUGACGCGUGGGGUGAGAGGUAUUUGGAGCUGAGCAGAGGGAAUUUGAAGCAGAAGCACUGGAAGGAAGUUGCGGAUAUUGUGAGUAGCAGAGAGGACUAUAAGAAGGCUGCGAAGACUGAUAUUCAAUGCAAGAACCGAAUUGAUACGGUGAAGAAGAAGUAUAAAUUGGAGAAAGCGAAGAUUGCUUCGGGUGGUGGACCCAGCAAGUGGCCGUUUUACGAACGUUUGGAUCAGUUAAUUGGUCCAACCGCCAAGAUCCCUGUUACUGCUGCUGCCGCUGCUGCUUCUUUGUCUAGCAAAGUUCCGGUAGGAAUCCCAGUUGGGAUACGCAGUGGUGGAGCUAGUGGGUCGAACCAAUAUCAGUUUCAUCAAGGAAAGGCACAAAUGAAGAGCAAUCAGGUAACGAAGAGUCAUAAUGUGAAACCGCAUCUUCGAAAACGAAAUCAGGUGGAAACUGAGUCAUCCUCGGAGGAGGAGGAGAAUUUUCCAGAUUCGGAUGAUAGUUUGCCACCAGAGAAGAAGUCAAGGGUGGUGGUGCAGAGAGGAGUGAAUACAAAGGGAGUGAAGGAAAGAAAAGGGUGGGGGAAUUCAAUUAGAAUGUUGACACAAGCAAUACUCAAGUUUGGGGAAGCUUAUGAGCAGGCAGAGAGUGUCAAGUUGCAGCAGGUGGUGGAGAUGGAGAAGACGAGGAUGAAGUUUGCCAAAGAGCUGGAAUUGCAGAGGAUGCAAUUUUUCAUGAAGACCCAGAUGGAAAUCUCGCAAUUGAAGCGCGGUAGAAGGGGAGCAAAUGGUAGUAAUCAUCAUCAUCACAUCAGUGGUAACAAUAUUAUUCAUAAUAAUAACAAUAGUGAUAGUGAUAACUAAGAGUUGAACUUAGAUUUUUGCAGUAAUUUAGAAGUAGAUUUGUAGGUUUCUCUGUGUUACCCCAUUGAUUGUGGAAAACUGGAACUUGAGAAUUGAGAAUAGGGAAUAUUUCUAAUGUUGGGUGCAUCCUCGGUAGUGCUUAUGAAGCUUCAUUUAUAACAGCAAUUUGACUGGUUUUUAAAAUUGUAUCUGUUAUAGAACAUGUAGCGACUACUCUGGUGAGUGUAUUCUUACUUGUAGCAUGUAUCUACAAGAGAAUUGCUUCCUUUCCAAAAUAUUGCUAGUGAUUGUUGGCA